Molecule: messenger RNA, 4564 nt
Organism: Scatophagus argus
Lineage: Eukaryota; Metazoa; Chordata; Actinopteri; Scatophagidae
Gene: sulf2a
Product: sulfatase 2a
Exons: 25
Coding region: 554-3235 (893 amino acids)
Cellular component (GO): Golgi apparatus; plasma membrane; cell surface
Molecular function (GO): N-acetylglucosamine-6-sulfatase activity; glycosaminoglycan binding; calcium ion binding
Source: RefSeq, a predicted model, not a curated record
CAAAACUAACUAAUUAAAUAAAAUAAAAUGAAAUGUAAAAGGGGUCAAAGUUUAUCAUUGGUCAGCUUGCUGACGAACCUUGUCAAACUUUGCCUUCAACACCUUUGUUUCACGCAAGCAAGCAACGCUUUCAUCAUACUGGAAGUCUAUGUCCUGUGACAGACGCUGCAGUGAAGCAGCUCUGUCUGAUGCAGAUCUCAGCCACAGCCAGAGAGCAGCUGAGUCUGUGCUGCAGAGGUCAUCCGUGUACAAGUGCAUCUAUAACAGUGAGCUGUCUGCACCGGACUGCGUGGGGGGUGAGACGAGCUCCUCACUCCUCCUGCGCAGGGGAUCGGGAAUCCGAACGCACCGGACGGGACUGGAUGGUACUGGGCUGCCCAGAACAGAACUUGGCAAUCAGAGGCUGAUUUCUUUGGGAGCAGAGAACAUCCGAGACGGCUUGUUUACAAAAGAAGUGUCACUCAGUGUCCUGUCUCUCAGGUGGAGUGAAGGAACUGCAGACUCCUGUGUGUGGAACAACGAAGGACUGAGGAGGUGACUGCAGGGUAGCAUAAUGGCAGGGCAGGGGCUCUCCGCCCCUCUCCCUCUCCUGCUCCUUCUUGUCCUGGUGGGAACCUUCCAUGCGGCCCUGGGCUCUGGAUACCUAUCCGGAUAUCGCCUCAGGUCUCGACUUCAGAGGGACCGCCACAUCCGCAAUGUCCGGCCCAACAUCAUCCUCAUCCUCACUGAUGAUCAGGACAUCGAACUUGGCUCAAUGCAGGCCAUGAACAAAACGCGGCACAUUAUGGAGAAGGGCGGCACGCAUUUCUCCAACGCUUUCUCAACGACGCCCAUGUGCUGCCCGUCCCGCUCCUCCAUCCUGACGGGGAAGUAUGUGCACAACCACCACACCUACACUAACAACGAGAACUGCUCCUCACCCUCAUGGCAAGCCCACCAUGAGCCUCACACUUUCGCCGUGCACCUCAACAACUCUGGCUACAGGACAGCCUUCUUUGGAAAAUAUCUGAAUGAGUACAACGGCUCCUAUGUGCCCCCUGGCUGGAGGGAAUGGGUAGCCCUGGUGAAGAACUCACGCUUCUACAACUACACCCUCUGCAGGAAUGGAGUACGAGAGAAACACAGCAGUGACUACCCAAAGGACUACUUGACAGACAUCAUUACCAACGACAGCAUCAGCUACUUCCGUAUGUCUAAGAAGAUGUACCCUCACCGUCCUGUCAUGAUGGUCUUGAGCCACGUCGCUCCGCAUGGACCAGAGGACUCGGCCCCACAGUACAGCUCUGCCUUUCCCAACGCAUCACAGCACAUAACCCCGAGCUACAACUACGCCCCAAACCCAGACAAGCACUGGAUCCUGCGCUACACGGGACCCAUGAAGCCCGUCCACAUGCAGUUCACCAACAUGCUGCAGCGCAGGAGGAUGCAGACCCUUCUGUCUGUGGAUGACAGCAUGGAGAAGGUGUACAACAUGUUGGUGGAGACAGGGGAACUGGACAAUACCUACCUCAUUUACACCUCAGACCACGGCUACCAUAUCGGCCAGUUUGGUCUGGUCAAGGGCAAAUCAAUGCCUUAUGAGUUUGAUAUCCGUGUUCCCUUCUACGUACGAGGACCUAAUGUGGAGCAAGGUGCCAUUAAUCCUCACAUAGUGUUAAACAUUGACUUGGCACCAACUCUGCUGGACAUGGCUGGUGUUGAUAUCCCUGCAGAAAUGGAUGGCAAGUCCAUCCUGAAGUUGUUGGACACGGACAGGCCGGUCAAUAGGUUCCAGUUGAACAGGAAGGGUAAAACAUGGAGAGACUCUUUCCUGGUGGAGAGAGGGAAGCCUCCACACAAGAGAGCUGAUGGGAAGGAAAUGGCCCAGGAGGAGAACUUCCUGCCAAAAUACCAGCGGGUGAAGGACCUGUGCCAGAAAGCAGAGUACCAGACCUCCUGCCAACAGCCAGGACAGAAGUGGCAGUGUGUGGAGGACCCGACUGGUAAGCUGAGGCUGUAUAAGUGCAAGGGCAUGGCUAGUCUCUAUGCCCCACGUAUGCAGGCCCUAAUGGCCAGAGACGCCUCUCAGCCGUCUCCUACGUCCAACUUCAACAGCUGCAACUGCGACAAUGUGGGCUUCAGAACAUCAGUAGUGAAGAGAAAGAAGCUUCUCACCAAGAAGAGUUCCUCUGUCUCGUCUUAUUCGGAGAUGAAAUCCAGUAAGACUGUCUCUAGGAAGCGCUCUGCCCGCUCUGCAUCGUUUGAGCUGGGUGGAGACCUGUAUGCCGUAGACUUAGAGGAGGGCUACCGGCCUCUGGGCUCCAGGAACAGCAGCUGGGCCACAGACAGAAGGAGAGGAGAGGGGAAUGAGGAUGACAAUGAAGAGUUCAGUGGCAUGGGGGUCACAGCCAAACCCACCACGAGCAGUAAACUCACACCACCUGCUGCUCUUAAAGUCACCUACAGGUGCUCUAUCCUUAUGAAUGACACAGUAAAAUGUGAUGGAGGCCUUUACAAGUCUCUUCAAGCAUGGAAAGACCACAAAAUGCACAUUGAGCAUGAGAUUGAAACCUUGCAGACCAAAAUCAAGAACCUCCGUGAGGUCAAAGGUCACCUGAAAAAGGUGCGGCCGGAGGAAUGUCAGUGUGACACUCCCAGUUACCUCCUCAAGAAUAAAGAGACCAUCAAGCUCAGUGUGGGGCGCAUGCACUCACUCAGAAUGCCAUCAAAGCAAAAGAGUCAGUGGCUGCAGAAGGAGCAGAAGCGCAGAAAGAAACUCCGUAAAUUCCUCAAGAGACUCCAAAACAACGACACCUGCAGCAUGCCUGGCCUCACCUGCUUCACUCAUGACAACCACCACUGGCAGACAGCCCCCUUCUGGACAAUGGGUCCUUUCUGUGCAUGCACCAGUGCCAACAAUAACACAUACUGGUGCCUGAGGACCAUCAAUGACACGCACAACUUCCUGUUUUGUGAAUUUGCUACUGGUUUCCUGGAGUAUUUUGACCUCAACACUGACCCAUACCAGCUGAUAAAUGCUGUCAGCACUCUCGACCGCAGUGCUCUGAAUUCAAUGCAUCAACAACUCAUGGACUUACGGGGCUGCAAGGGACAUAAGCAAUGCAACCCGGAGAAGGGAGGAAAAGAGCGAAACUACUUCAGCGAAUACAGGCCAGUUCAUCGUCGAAAGAGGCCAAAAGUGAAGAAGCCUUCCUCCAAAUCGCUAGGGCAGAUUUGGGAAGGCUGGGUUGGUUAACCGCCUGCGUCCCACAACCCACCACAUCGGCCUCCUCCAGUGAAGGAAGGAGAAUGAGGAGCGCAGGCAAACACGAGGACCCUGACCACACUUCGAUGGACCAUAACCUGAGAUACCACUUUACUCUGAUCUGGGUUUAAAUUCUUGAGAGUGACGUUCUUUUGUAACUCUCACCCAGACGGAGGAAGAUGCUGAGACCGAGAGGAAGCUUAAAGACUCUCCGAUUGUCAGUUCUACCUUCGCACACAUUUCAUUCUUAUUUAAAUGCUCUGUUACCUUCAGCUGUCAGGACAUCAACAGGAUGCUGUGAAUCAGGUGGGACCCGUUUGGUGCCCACAAGCCAUUCAGUCUAACAGUACUGCUUGUACAUAAUAUAUAUCAGCUUUAAUCAGCUCUCUGUCAUGUCAUAUGGGACUGGGUUACGCGUCACCAUUGCUGCUACACAACGAUGUCAUGGCCUUGUGGCGUCUCCGUGGCACAUGCUGAUUAGCAUUAACAGCGAGACAUAGUUUCUUUCUCUCUGCACCAACGUGUCUGCACAUGGAAGUGGUUUGGACUUUUUAGAAACGGAUGGCACAAACUCUUCGCCGUAAUCUUUUGUAUUAUAGUUGAUCUUAAUGCCGAUGAAUGUCCUUUAUGAAGCAUCAUCUUCCUCAAAGCUGUGAGGUGUGAGUUGACUAGAGAUUACCUGCCCCUGAUUCAGCCUCAUCCAGUGUCAGCCACACCUUGAAACAGGCCUACACUAACCACUAUCCCACAGUCCGAAACUCCUUGACCACGGGCAGAAUGCAUCAUUAGUGAAUGCCAUUUUACUCCUUCGUAUUGUCAGUACCACACUGUAGAAGUCUCCGAAUAGUUUGUUCAGCUUGCUAUACAUGGUGCUACAGGAUAACGACACAGAAGUAAAACCUUGCUGUACAGUACAGUAUGUAUUUGAAUGUAUGUUGUGCAAUUAAUAUAAAUGUUUACAAUAUUUUUUAUAAUACUGAAGAGGCAGACCUCAUUGUAUGAUAUGAGUUGACAAAAUGAGCUUGUAGAGGGAGAAAUGUAGCUUCAGAAAUUUCCUUGUCCGCAGUUUGUAAGUUUGUCCUCUUAUUUACAUCAGAAAAGCACUUAAAGGGUUCACUGUGAACAUACACGCCAUGUACAUUUAAUGGGUAUUUAGUUUACUCUGUGCCAGAGGAACAACACAGCAUUGUAUUACUUAUUGAUGUGAAAUUACGCUACCUGCCUUUGUUAGCUUCUUUGAUAUUUUUUUUUUUUUUUAGCAAAUAUUUCCAUAGAACUGAGUGCUGAUAGUAAUUGUGAAUAAAGUGUUGUUUGACCAUA